Podospora anserina S mat+ is the source of this 744-nucleotide messenger RNA. RefSeq lists its product as uncharacterized. The transcript has 4 exons. Lineage: Eukaryota; Fungi; Ascomycota; Sordariomycetes; Sordariales; Podosporaceae. The coding region runs from base 1 to 744 and encodes 247 amino acids. The record is from RefSeq and is a predicted model, not a curated record.
AUGAGCUUGCGAGUUUGCUUCAAACCGACAAUUACAUCAACACUCGGGAGACAAUUUACACCUUUAGCUUCAAUCAUCUCAACUCAGGCGAGAUCGUAUUCUAUACUCAACAGGGCGACCAUGUCUUCUCCUGCUCCGGCGCCGCAGAGGCGGUUUCAAAACCCAGCUGUUUUCGUCUGCGACAUCCAAGAGAAAUUCCGCCCUGCCAUCCACGAGUUCGACAAAGUAAUCUCCACAACCUCCAAACUCCUCCGCGCCUCCACCGUCCUCUCCGUCCCCGUCUUCGUCACCACCCAAAACCGGUCCCGCCUGGGCGACACCGUCGCCGAGCUCAAACCCCACCUCGCCCGCACAACCGUCAAGGCCGAUAUCGACAAAACCCGCUUCAGCAUGUUCAUCCCCCCCAUCCUCUCCGACCCCGUCUUCUCCUCCCCCGCCCAGGUCGCCAUCGUGGGCAUCGAGUCCCACAUCUGCGUCACUCAAACUGCGCUCGACCUGCUAGCGGCAGGACAUAAAGUCUACGUCCUGGCAGACGGCGUCAGCUCGACAAACAAGGAAGAGGUCCCCAUCGCGCUUGCGAGGCUGAGGCAGGCCGGGGCGGUGGUCACGAGCAGUGAGAGCUGGAUUUACGAGCUGAUGGGGGAUGCGGCUGUGCCGGAGUUCAAGGGGAUUGUGAACCUGGUCAAGGAUACGGGGAAUGAGACUAAGAGGGCGUUGGGGGGGUUGGUGGGGAGUAAGAUUUGA